AUGGGCUUUCAAAAUCUCACCGCUGUUUCCGCUGAUACUAAGUUUUUUGUAAUCUCAACUAAUGAAACGUUUCAUGAAAUUUCUCCAUUUCUUGUAAAUAAACUAAUCCUAUCACACAUUGGAGAGGUAAAAAACAUAAAAAAGUUGAAAUCUGGUGACUUACUAAUAGAAGUAGCAAAUCCAUCUCAAGCAAUAACUCUUGGUAAACUAACAACAUUAGGUGACCUAAAAAUUAACGUCUCAGUUCAUAGAAAUUUAAACUUUUCAAGAGGAGUAAUUUCUCAACCAGGUCUUAAAAAGCAUUCUGAAUCUGAGCUUGUACAUGAGUUAUCAGACCAAAAGGUUUGCGCAGCUCGACGAAUUAAUAUCAAACGUGAUGGCAAAUUAAUUCCCACACAGCAUGUUAUUCUCACCUUUUCUACUCCUGAGUUACCAAAAUCCAUUAAAGCAGGCUAUUUGAGAUGUCCGAUAAAACCUUACAUUCCUAACCCGAUACGAUGUUUCAAUUGUCAAAAAUUUGGUCAUUCACGGCAUGCCUGUAAGAGCCCAACAAUAUGUGCUAAAUGCUCUAUGCCCGGACAUGAUUCCUCUGACUGCAUUUCUGAUGACUUUAAAUGCAAAAAUUGUCAGGGAGAUCAUCCAGCAUUUUCAAAAUCUUGCCCUCAAUGGAUUUUAGAGAAAGAAAUACAAACAACAAAAGUUCGAAAAAACAUCUCAUUUGCCGAAGCUAGGAAACUAGUCACCGAUCGCACCCCUAAACCAGGACUUGCUUAUUCCUCCGUUUUAAAACAAUGCGCACAUUGUGGUUUCAUAGCAAAUUCAAAUAAUACAGGGAAAAAAUCAUUGCAACCAGCAAUAUCAUCAGCUUCUACGUCUUCUGAUAAUCCUUUACAAAUAGAAAAAGAGCCGUCAACUUCUAUGAAAACAAUUUCUGUAACAUCACCUUCUCAGAAAAAUAAACCCCAAUCUCUUCAGCAAAAAUUAACCUUUAAUAUACCAAAUCACAAGAAUAACUCCAAUGUCAAAACACCAGAACCUAUAAAAGAAACUAAGGCAGCCAAAAGAGCUCGUCUUGCUGCAUUAAAGAAAAAUAAAGAUUUACAAAAUCGAACUGUAUCUAAAGAUGAUUUUUUGAAGAAAACGAGAAAGGCAACAAAACACUCACCAAAUAUUGACCCACCGCUUAAUAUUCAUCCAUCGGAUGAUGAUAUUCUGUCUACAGCUAGCGAGACAGAUAUUCUUCCAUCUUCUCCAAAAAGUCCCUGA
Argiope bruennichi is the source of this 1266-nucleotide messenger RNA. RefSeq lists its product as uncharacterized. The coding region runs from base 1 to 1266 and encodes 421 amino acids. The record is from RefSeq and is a predicted model, not a curated record. NCBI's taxonomy places the organism in Eukaryota, Metazoa, Arthropoda, Arachnida, Araneae, Araneidae. The transcript has a single exon. Gene Ontology annotation, molecular function: nucleic acid binding; zinc ion binding.